UCUUCGUUCGAGAAGGAAAAGGGAUGUUCCAGAUACAGAAAAUCGUCAAACCAUUUACUACAAAGUCCGUUUCUGGGUGGAGUUAGUGGAACCGAAAAAGAUGUCUCCCUCACAGCGUUUGUGACAAAAGAAUUGCAUCGUUCCUUGGCGGCCUUUCAACAGAAGAAUAUUCAGAGAUUUCCCGAGUGUAGCACGCUGAGUAUUGUUAUCCCGAUAGUUCUUUCGUAUCAGUCCGUGUGUAUUCCUGGGCGAAUGUGCUCGUGUGGUCUCAGGAGUUGGGGAGGUCACGGCUCUGGGACAGCCGUUUCAUCGCUCGAUGCUGCAGAACCUACCCCGGAAGAGAGAGCCCAGAGAAUUGCCAAAGCUGUCCGCAAACAGUCAACAGAAGUGAAGGAAAAUUGGGAGCAAUUGAAAACCCGUGCGAGCAACUGGCAGAAACAGGUGGAAAAGGCGUUGGAGAAACUUCAAGAACUGCAGAAAGCGCUGGAUGAUCUUGAGGCUCAUGUGAUAACAGCUGAGGGGGUCCACACUGAUUGGCAACCUGUGGGUGACCUGCUUAUUGACUCAUUGCAGGAUCACAUUGAUAAAACCACAGGUAAGGACUAUCUGCAAAAUCUGAGAUUGGGUUUUGAAAGACAGCAGCCUUUGUUUUGGAGAGAUAAUGGGAACUGCAGAUGCUGGAGAAUGCGAGAUAACACCGUGUGGAACUGGAUGAAGACAGCAGGCCAAGCAGCAUCUCAGGAGCACAAAAGCUGACGUUUCGGGCCGAGAACCUUCUUCAGAAAAUGGGGAGGGGGUGCGGGUUCUGGAAUAAAUAGGGAGAGAGGGGGAGGCGGAUGGAAGAUGGAUGGAGGAGAAGAUAGGUGGAGAGGAGAGUAUGGGUAGGGAGGCAGGGAGGGGAUAGGUCAGUCUGGGGAGGCCGGACAGGUCAAGGGAGCGGGAUGAGGGGAAAUAGGGGUGCGGCAUGAGGUGGGAGGGGGGAUGGGUGAGAGGAAGAAUAGGUUAGGGAGGCAGGGACGAGCUGGGCUGGUUUUGGGAUGCAGUGGGAGGACAGGAGAUUUGGAAGCUUGUGAAAUCCACACUGAUACCAUUGGGCUGCAGGGUUCCCAAGCAGAAUAUGAGUUGCUGUUCCUGCAACCUUCGGGUGGCGUCAUUAUGGCACUGCAGGAGGUCCAGGUUGGACAUGUCCUCUCAGGAAUGGGAGGGGGAGUUGAAAUGGUUAGUGACUGGGAGGUGCAGUUGUUUAUUGCAAACUGAGCGUAGGUGUUCUGAAAAGUGGUCCCCAAGCCUCUGCAUCGUUUCCCCAAUGUGGAGGAAGCCACAACGGGGACAGCGGAUGUUUUGGAUAUUUCUUAAGCAUUGAUUUUCAUUCAGAGUUGGUUGGAUUUUGCUGAAGCAAUAGACAUAACUCACUAUGACAUAGACAAUGUCAGAGUUAAUGUUUCGCGUCCUGUGACCCUUCCUCAGAUCUCACUCUUCACUGAUGCUGCCAGACCUGCUGAGCUUUUCCAGCAACUUCUGCUUUUGUUGCUGAUUUACAGUGCCCACAGUUAGAACAUAGAACAUAGAACAGUACAGCACAGAAAAGGCCCAUCAGCCCACAAUGUUGUGCCGACCAUUGAUCCUCAUGUAUGCACCCUCAAAUUUCUGUGACCAUAUACAUGUCCAGCAGUCUCUUAAAUGACCCCAAUGACCAUGCUUCCACAACUGCUGCUGGCAACGCAUUCCAUGCUCUCACAACUCUCUGCGUAAAGAACCUGCCUCUGACAUCCCCUCUCUACUUUCCACCAACCAGCUUAAAACUAUGACCCCUCGUGCUAGCCAUUUCUGCCCUGGGAAAUAGUCUCUGGCUAUCAACUCUAUCUAUGCCUCUCAUUAUCUUGUAUAUCUCAAUUAGGUCCCCUCUCCUCCUCCUUUUCUCCAAUGAAAAGAGACCGAGCUCAGUCAACCUCUCUUCAUAAGAUAAGCCCUCCAGUCCAGGCAGCAUCCUGGUAAACCACCUCUGAACCCUCUCCAAAGCAUCCACAUCUUUCCUAUAAUAGGGCGCCCAGAACUGGACGCAGUAUUCCAAGUGCGGUCUAACCAAAGUUUUAUAUAGCUGCAACAAGAUCUCACGACUCUUCAACUCAAUCCCCCUGUUAGUGAAAGCCAAAACACCAUAUGCUUUCUUAACAACCCUGUCCACUUGGGGGGCCAUUUUAAGGGAUCUAUGUAUCUGCACACCAAGAUCCCUCUGUUCCCCCACGCUGCCAAGAAUCCUAUCCUUAAUCCUGUACUCAGCUUUCAAAUUCGACCUUCCAAAAUGCAUCACCUCGCAUUUAUCAAGGUUGAACUCCAUCUGCCACCUCUCAGCCCAUCUCUGCAUCCUGUCAAUGUCCCACUGCAGCCUACAACAGCCCUCUACACUGUCAACGACACCUCCGACCUUUGUGUCGUCUGCAAACUUGCUGACCCAUCCUUCAAUUCCCUCGUCCAAGUCAUUAAUAAAAAUUACAAACAGUAGAGGCCCAAGGACAGAGCCCUGUGGAACUCCACUCACCACUGACUUCCAGGCAGAAUCUUUUCCUUCUACUACCACUCGCUGUCUUCUGUUGGCCAGCCAAUUCUGUAUCCAAGCAGCUAAGUUCCCCUGUAUCCCAUUCCUCCUGACCUUCUGAAUGAGCCUACCAUGGGGAACCUUAUCAAAUGCCUUACUGAAGUCCAUAUACACCACAUCCACAGCUCGACCCUCAUCAACUUUUCUAGUCACAUCCUCAAAACCUCGAUAAGGUUUGUAAGGCAUGACCUACCCCUCACAAAGCCGUGUUGACUGUAUUUGAUCAAGCCAUGCUCUUCCAGAUGGUCAUAAAUCUUAUCCCUCAGAAUCCUUUCUAACAACUUGCAGACGACAGACGUGAGACUUACCGGUCUAUAAUUGCCAGGGAUUUCCCUAUUUCCUUUCUUGAAGAGACGAAUUACAUUUGCCUCUCUCCAGUCCUCAGGUACGACUCCAGUGGAGAGCGAGGAUGCAAAGAUCUUCGCAAGUGGCGAAGCAAUUGCAUUUCUCGCUUCCCAAAGCAGCCGAGGACAAAUCUGAUCCGGGCCUGGCGACUUGUCAAUCUUAAUGUUUGACAAAAUUUUCAGCACAUCAGCUUCGUCUAUCUCUAUCCAUUCCAGCAUGCACACCUGCUCUUCAAAGGUUUCAUUCACUACAAAGUUGGUUUCUUUCGUAAAGACAGAAGCAAAAAACUCAUUUAGGGCUUCCCCUACCUCCUCAGGCUCCACACACAAGUUCCCUAUGCCAUCCCUGAUCGGCCCUAUGACGCAGGCAAAACUCUAUCUCUGCAGGAAGCAUGAUGCUGUGUUCUCAAACUUCCCUGCCUUUUUGUCAUAUAAUAUUGUCUUUUUAGGACAGAAGUGGCUUUUUUUUGUUUGCUUUGACUUGUGCACAUACUUUCUAUGCAUGUUAAAAUUCUACACCUUUUCAGUUCACUGCAGUGCUGCAUAAUGAAGACUUGGAACAAUUUUUUUUUAUAAAGUAGAAAAUCAGUGUGGUUUGUUUUCCAAAAUGUGAUGUGUAAGUGCAACACUUAACAGUGUGUUCAUCUAACUAUUGUUUCCUUUGAUCUUUGUGUUGCAGAAAUUUUUAGAAUCAUUUCAUCUCUAUUUUUCUUGAUAUAUUUCGCAGCUUUCCUGGAGCAAGUCUGGUUUCCUUCGGAUGAGACGACUUUCAGACAUACUCCCUUUAUUAUGAGAUUUAAUUGCGGUAAAAUGAGGAGGAUUUUUAUUCACUGAGACACACAUGACUAUAUGUUUAAAGCAUUGGAAAAUGCGUUCUGUUCGGACUGUCAUGUUAUCUGGUGUUUGUACCAGGCUUUCCGAUUAAAUGCAAGUGAUUAAGGAUGCUAA
Molecule: messenger RNA, 3888 nt
Organism: Stegostoma tigrinum
Lineage: Eukaryota; Metazoa; Chordata; Chondrichthyes; Orectolobiformes; Stegostomatidae
Product: utrophin-like
Exons: 5
Coding region: 253-756 (167 amino acids)
Biological process (GO): synaptic signaling
Cellular component (GO): plasma membrane
Source: RefSeq, a predicted model, not a curated record